This is a messenger RNA of Cinclus cinclus, 2904 nucleotides long. RefSeq names its product tRNA methyltransferase 10C, mitochondrial RNase P subunit (gene TRMT10C). Gene Ontology annotation, molecular function: tRNA binding. The record is from RefSeq and is a predicted model, not a curated record. Gene Ontology annotation, biological process: mitochondrial tRNA 5'-end processing; positive regulation of mitochondrial translation. The coding region runs from base 244 to 1497 and encodes 417 amino acids. The transcript has 3 exons. Gene Ontology annotation, cellular component: nucleoplasm; nucleus; mitochondrion. Lineage: Eukaryota; Metazoa; Chordata; Aves; Passeriformes; Cinclidae.
GGCUGGCGGUGACCGCGGGGUGGCUCGGGGUCCGCCUGGCCCUGCCCCGACCGAGCCCCGGCGGGCGGGAGCGCGGCCGGAGAUCGGGCAGGAUAGAUAAAUUAUACAAAAAUACUUCUGGUUUCCAUGCAGCAUUUCACUGAUUUUGGUUCUGAAGGCUCAUCAUAUGAUACAGAUAACUUAAAGAGCUCUCAACUACAUUUUGAAUUGCACUAAGUUUUGCAACACAGCACACGUCUAAGUAUGCAGUCUGCUAAUAUGCUUCUGAGAAAAAUUGUAAGAAGUUCUGUUCUUCCAUUUGCUGCACAACAUGGGAUGAAAAAGGAUUUGUUUCUGCUCAGUAGAACUCUGAGUUUAUCACUUUGUCUGAAGCAGGAAAAAUCAUGUGAACCUUCAGAAAAGCUAGAUUUAGAUGAGUGGAAGAAAGUAAUGAAAUCUGGGUUACAAGAAGAGGUCAGUGAGACGGUCUCGGAGCCUAAGGAGCUUUCCAGUUUGGCUGCUGCACGUGAGACUUUGGAGAUGUGGAGGCUAGCUGGCAGAGCAGUUCCAGAAAAAAUUAGUGAAGAACAGCUAAAAACUUUUAUGGAGUGUCCUUCUAAGUCAGCCAAAAAGAAGUAUUUAAAAUUCUUACAUCUCAAAGAACUUUACAAGAAAAAUAACAAAAGAAAAAUGGAUGAGAAAAGAGAAAGGAAGCUAGAAGCACAAGAUCAAGCUUCAAAAACAGAUGAGACCAAAAAGAGUUCAUUUGUAUGUUUGUGGUCCAGCACUAUGGAUAAAGCUUACAAUUGGAGGGCUGCUCAGUCCAUGAUCUUUGGCCAGCCUCUAGUAUUUGACAUGUCUUACGAAAAAGAAAUGUCUGUCCGAGAAGUCACAAAUACAGUGAGACAGCUAGUACUGAGUGAAAGCUGCAAUCGGAGAUCUGUGGAUCCAUUCCACAUCCACUUCUGUAACUUCAAAGAUGAUAGCCUGUAUCAAAGGGAAUUUAUCAAGCAUUAUAGAGAGGCAUGGGACAAACUACUUAUCACAGUGACAGACCGGUGCUACACAGAAAUCUUUCCAAAGGAUAAGCUCAUCUAUCUGACAGCUGAUUCUCCCAAAGUAAUGAAAACAUUUGAUCAUGAUAAGAUUUAUAUUGUUGGGUCAAUGGUUGACAAGAGCAUAAAAACAGGAGUCUCUUUAGCACAGGCAAAACGAUUAGGACUGGAGACUGCAGCCCUUCCACUGGAGAAGUAUUUGCUUUGGAGUAGUGGUGCCAAAAAUCUCACACUGGAUCAAAUGAUGCAUAUUUUAUUAACCGUGAAAGAUACUGCUGACUGGAAGAAGGCUCUGGAAUUUGUUCCAAAAAGGAAAUACUGUGGCUUUGUAAACAAACCUGUAAAGGAACUGAAAAAAACGUUAGACCUGAUCAACACACUUAAACUUGGAAGGGGAAGGGAAGAAGUAGAAAAGCAAUUUGCCAAAAACUACCCCAAGAAGUAUAAACUAAAGCAAAAGUAGAGCGAUGGGGAGGAGAAUGAAUUUUUGACAUGCAAACUUUGUCCUUUAAUGCUCCAUCUUCUCGGUACAUCUGGAACUCUGUUCAGCUCUUAAUCUCAAAACACAUUUUGUUGUUUACGUUUGAAAUGACCAUCACUAGGAGUUGGGGUUUUUAAAUUACUUUAGUAGUCCAGCUGUUUAAAUUUAUUCACACAUUAUUGAAAUUAUGUAAGAGAAAUUAGAUAAUCUAUUGUAAAAAAAAAUUACACGAAGACUAUCAGUCUGUUCAAUUGAACUGUGCUUGGACAAGGCUGAUUGUUACUGAAUGCAAAGGUCUUCAGAGCUCACUGCUUUGGAGGCUGCCUACAGUUUUAUGCUAAAAGAUCACAAAGAUGAAGUAGAAGAGUCCUCUUCCUGAAUCCUCUUGUGUGCAGAUGAAUUUACCUUUGAUAGCUGGAUUAAAAUGGUUAAAACCUUGCAUGAGUUCAGGGAACCACACCAUUUAUUCCUGGAUGUUCUGUCUGGCACAAAUCAAGUCCGUGUUUGGAAGGAAUAAGGCAGAUUUCUUGACUGUGCUAAAAAAAAUAAUCUACUUUUGUGUAAGACUUAUCCCAGAGUGCCUGUGUUUUCAGGCCAUGUAAAUGUAGAUUUCCCAAAGUGAUGGAAUUUCUGAGUUAAUAAACAGUCUUGUUAGUAAAUACUUAGAGGAGCAGAGAGCCUUUUAAUAUUUCUCACAGCUCAAAAUAUAUUGGUGUCUCUCUGGAAGUACGUGUUCAGGCUGCAGAGCUGCCAUGGGCAGCUAAAUACAGGUCUGCUGUCUGUAGGACGAGUGGGCUUUCUUCGUCGGUGAUGUUUAAAGUCAGUGAUGGCAGAUGGUGAGUUGGUGGUCACCUGGUAACCUCUUCCUACAUGCUGUUGCAAAGUGGGGGUUGGAAGGCGAAGAUUUGCUACCCCAAUACCACCCUUUAUUGCCUGUUGUGAGGUGCAGGGGCCUCCAGGCAUGGAUCAUCUCUGGCACAGGGAAAGAUCUGGUUCCUUUCAGCUGUGUGUGGUUGGGAAGUACACAAAGCUUCACCCUAGGGUGGUGUUCCAGGUGAUGCUUGAGAGCUGCCUUCAGCUCCCUGGAAAGCCCUGAAGUGCAAGGACUGGAUGUGUGAGUGUGCCUCACUUGGGCAGACUCUUUCCUCAAGAAAGGAAGAGACAACAAUGGAGUUAUGUUCUGCUGAGUGUCGUAGAAUUGUGGAAUGGUUUGGGCUGGAAGGGGCCUCAUCUAAUUCCAAUCUUCUGCCUUGGGCUGGGUACCAUAUCCCUUCUGUCAUUUGGUCUUCCAUACAAACAGCCUCUUCUGAUCUGCAAGCCGGCUUGCACACUGGGAUGGGGGAAGGUUGUGUCACUGCUCACUUGGACUUGUCUUACAGAAUCACAGCC